Messenger RNA from Halichondria panicea, 906 nucleotides. RefSeq names its product ras-related protein Rab-13-like. The transcript has 8 exons. The record is from RefSeq and is a predicted model, not a curated record. NCBI's taxonomy places the organism in Eukaryota, Metazoa, Porifera, Demospongiae, Suberitida, Halichondriidae. Bases 154 to 798 code for a protein of 214 amino acids. Gene Ontology annotation, molecular function: GTPase activity; GTP binding.
UUAGGUAGUGGGCGUGACUUGAGCAACCGUCUACUGCACUCACUGCAUGCUGUUCAUGUUGUGUUGACUGUUGUUGAUCAAGCCAGGAAGGGUCUGAAGGCUUCGAAUUGCUCCAUAUACAGGAUCUACCCUCUGUCUAAUAACUGUGUGAGAAUGAGUCACGUGGACCGUAACUACGACCACUUGUUCAAGGUGCUCCUCUGUGGGGACAGUGGUGUCGGGAAGACUUGCCUCAUCUCUCAAUUCACAGACAAUCAGAUUCGUCGCAGUCACAUCACAACCAUUGGUAUUGACUUCAAACUAAAGACGUUCACUGUCCAGGGGAAAAGAAUUCGACUUCAGAUUUGGGACACUGCAGGACAGGAGAGGUUUGAAACACUUACUGCACAGUACUACAGAAGAGCACAGGGCAUUCUAUUGGUGUAUGAUAUCACACAGGAUGCAACGUUUGGAAAUGUAACCAAGUGGCUUAGAAAUAUUGAAGAGAAUGCAGUGGAUGAUGUCAAGGUAACGCUGGUUGGUAACAAGUUAGACCUAGACCAACAGCAAGGACAGAGACAGGUCACCACCAGAAAAGGGGAGAAAUUGGCUAAACAGCACAAGUGCCAGUUCUUCGAGACUAGUGCGUGGUCAAACACUAAUAUCACAGAGGCAUUCACUGGGCUAACAGAACAGAUCCUCAAUAGUGCUGAGCAACGCAUAGGAUCAGAGCGAUCAGAGAGCAAACUGGUGCUCACUUCAUCCAUCAAGAGCUCUGUACAACAAGAGCCACACGGAAGUAGCUGGUGCUGUGGCUAGCCACCCCCUCAUGGAAUACUGGCACAUUGACUGUUACAUUUGUGUUUGUGUAUAGAUUGCACAUGACUGUGUUUAAAUUAUUUACCAAUGAUCAUUUUGUUUACCCUC